AUGCCUACUUAUUCGGUAAACGUUUUUCUCUGUCUCAAGUGUGGCCAUGUUUGGGCGGAUUACCCUAAACGAGCAUCCGCUGCUAAACGGCAUCGUAAUGGUCGUUCUGUAGCAUGCUCUUCCUCUUCAACGCAGCCUGUCUCAAGUGAAUCUGAGAUCACAGAGCCAGAAACAUCAAGCGGUGAAAAUGAUGGUUUGACAAGUAUUCCCAAGUUUAAGGGGGCCAUCCAGCGCUCAGAGGUUUCUGAAGAAGCUACUCCACUUGCUCGAAAUCCCUCGCACUUAAACUCCAAGUAUGUCAGUGUUGAGUCAUGUGGCCAAUCUGUUCAAGAGGCUGGCCAGAAUUCUCCCAGUCCUACCUCUCAACCGCCCUCUCUUGUUUCGGUUACUGUAGAGGUUCGUUCUGAUGAUGAAAUGGAGGCUGUCUCUUAUUCUUCUGAACAUUUAGGCAAACCUAAUGAAGCGUCAUCUAAUCAUUAGCAGUUUUCUCUCACUUGCAAGACAUUAUUUAUUUUAUGUUGUAGAGGUCAUCAUUAAGACUACC
Messenger RNA from Rhizopus microsporus ATCC 52813, 544 nucleotides. RefSeq lists its product as uncharacterized. NCBI's taxonomy places the organism in Eukaryota, Fungi, Mucoromycota, Mucoromycetes, Mucorales, Rhizopodaceae. The transcript is spliced from 2 exons. The coding region runs from base 1 to 480 and encodes 159 amino acids. The record is from RefSeq and is a predicted model, not a curated record.